Messenger RNA from Puccinia graminis f. sp. tritici CRL 75-36-700-3, 3027 nucleotides. RefSeq lists its product as uncharacterized. The coding region runs from base 1 to 3027 and encodes 1008 amino acids. NCBI's taxonomy places the organism in Eukaryota, Fungi, Basidiomycota, Pucciniomycetes, Pucciniales, Pucciniaceae. The transcript has 11 exons. The record is from RefSeq and is a predicted model, not a curated record.
AUGCCAAAGGAACUCGCCAAACCAAAACAGACCAGGAAACGAAUCCCCAGGACGUGUGCACAGGUGAGUUACCAGGCGAAGGACCCUUAUUACAUCAUCGUCGAACUGUUCACUGACAUCCUUCAUACCACCCUUAUCUCGAUCGCCCCAGUGAAACGGAAACAAAAGUGUGACUCGUUGAAGCCAUGUGCGGUGUGUAAACUCAGAGGCGAAGCGGAUCUAUGCGACUAUUCUGGGGCACAGCCCACUCGAGUGUUGGACGAAGAAGACGAAAUCAGUAAUCAGGUCUCUUCCGAAGAACUGAAGGUCCUCCGCCAACAGGUCGACGACUUGGAACAUGCUGUCACCCUCGUCGUCAACCGUCCACUUGGCGAGGCCAGCCCCACCCUGGGCCAUAACGAUGUCACUCAUCGAUUAGCAAUCGAUAUGGAUGAAUUGAAUCUCACCAAUAUCUUGUCAAGCUUCUUGGUGUGCAGGAUGGUCUCAUCUGAGUUUAUUCAAGAAUUCCCAAUCAUUCAGAAGGUUCGCCAUCAGUGUCGAUUGGACCAAAAUUUACCGCCAGUUCCGAACACGACCAUCUAUGCAUCUAGUGGUCUAUCGACCUACUUCAGCAACCAACUCAACAAGAGUCAUUACACCGAACUACGCAAUCUAUUGCCCACCCAACAACAAUCGAGCGUCUUUCUAGCGACAUACAUGAAAGAGUUUGGAUGGUUUCACUCCUGCUUCAAUGCUGAAACUUACACUGCCGCCCUCGACAACUUGUACACCUCUUCUCCUACGGGCUCCGAAUUCGAUAAGGACCCCCAGGCCAGAUUCAUCACCAUCGCUACCUGUUUCGCAAUCGCUCGCUCAGCUAUCAUCAAGCUGUCGUCGCAAUCGUUGAUCGAACUUAACUUGCCCUGUGAGCCUUCCGCUCGGCUCGAGCAGUCUAGAAUGUGGCUUAACAUGAGUGUGGCUUGUUUGAAAUGCGCUGAUUUCGAAGUCAAUCCGUUGCUGGAGUCGAUUAAUUGUUUGAUCAUCCUGUUGGAGGUCGUAUGGUUCGAUGAGAUUGUGGGAGGAAUAGAAGACCUGUCGACCCUAUUUGACCUGAAAUGCAAAGCGGUCCAUCUAGCGUUUGACCUAUCCUUACACCGAGACCCAUCGCACCGGGAUCCGACGGGGAUGGUGCAUGUGAAUCCGGCGAUUGCAAGAGAGCGCCGGAUGGCCUGGUGGGCUCUAUUAUCGAUUGAUGGCCUGUACAGCGGCCUGACCGGUCGAAUGUCAUCAAUCAUCGGACUCGAGGCCGUCGACGUCUUCUUGCCCGCACUCAGUACCACCUCGUAUCCUGAAGAACCGCAUGAUGGAUGCGAGCAAGGUUGCACUACUUCGACCCCUGCUACAGCCAUCAAGCCUCGCCUGCUACUCGGCUACGUCGGCCAUGAGAUCGCUCGAUUGCCCCAUCAAAGAACCCCAUUACCGACGAUCAAUGAUAUCCAUCAAGCGCAUCGCGAUCUGGUCUCCUUAGAAGUCCAUCUGUCUGAUUCUUAUAAACUGCACAUCAUCAAUGGCCAUUGUAUUGACCGCACCCGGCUCCCGCCAUGUUCGAACGCCAGAAGAGAUGCAAUCUAUUUCUAUAUGAGAUACCAUUAUCUGUUUGUCAAGCUCCACAGCCCCUUGCAUUUCAUUCGAAAAGGCGAAGACAUCCCCGGAAUUGAAACUAAACAUCCCUACCAUCGCUCCGCUGUGGUUGAUCAUGCUUUGUUGCUUUUGGAUUUAAGGGUUCUUGGAAAUUUUAGUCCUGAUUAUAUUUACGGAAAUAGUAUGGUUAUAGAAGCCUCGUUUUCGCUCGCCUUAGAUUAUCUGUAUGAUCCGAAGAGUGAGGUCGCCAAUGUGAUCAAAGUCGAAUUGCAAAACUAUUGUAAAUUUCUGCAGAGUAGUAAGGUGUGGCUGAUCAAACGAGGCCUCAAUAUCCUGCAAUGUUUGAUGGCGACUUGGGGGUCUCCUCCGCCCAAGGGAACAGUCAGUUGGUUCUCGGUCAACAAGCCUACUCUUUCGCCUUGUAGUUGGAUUCAGGGACCUUACCAUCAGCCGCUUGAGAUCACAAAUUUCUCAGGGACGGGCGAGACACAAAGCCGACUGGAAAAGCUAACUCAAGCAGAGCCGUCUAUGCAAGUCUUCGAUUCACCAGAUCAUGUGGCCAAUGGCCAACAGGCUCUGGCCGGUCCCCCUUGGCCUCUACCUGGGACGUUGAUCGGCCCCCAUUCGCCGUCCGGCCCGCUUCCUGCCCAGUCCGUCUCCUCGACCCAUUACCAACAGUCCCAGCAACACCAGCCUCAUCCGCAAUUGCCGGAAUAUAAUCACUCCGGGAUCUCGAGUGAGAACUCGAACGAGUUCUCCCAGUUCACUCACCAGCCCGGCCCUCCUCGCUCCCAGACUAUCGUCCAUCCUGACCCUUUCCAUCAAUUCUCGAUUCUCCCUACAGCUUCCACUCGUGGCCACCCAGAUGGUCAGUAUGAGCACAAGAACAACAACAAUCAGGAUCCAAACAAUCGCCCCAAUACCUCAGCCGAAAACGGCAUGAAUCUUGACGACUUCCUUAGUGGGGUGAAUGGACCACCGCAUCCUGGCUCAGCCUCGGGUGGACCGCCUCGGUUCGAGAACGGCCAUCAUCAUCAGCUCCCUGCCACUCAUCAUCAUCAUCAUCAUCAUCAUCAGUCAGAGCUUGCGUCGAAUCUCCAGCCUAAUGGCCCCCCUACCCAGCAUCAUCAUCUUCAUGGCCAUCAUCAUCAACUCGACCCUCAUCAUCUUCAUCAGCAUCAUCAUUAUCAGCAGCAGCAGCAGCUCCAGCAUCAUCAGAUUGAUCAGUUCUCUCAUCCGGCUCUGCCGACCCAUCAUCUUCAUCAGCAGCAGCAGCAACAACAACAGCAGCAGCAACAACAACAACAACAGCAGCAACAACAACAACAUCAGCAGCAACAACAACAACAACAGCAGCAGCAGCAGCAGCAACAGCAUCAAUACUCCCCAACUCAUGCUAAAUGGUGA